AUGGCCUUAGCGCUGCGUCGCAGAGGUCGCAGCGUGCGCUAUCUCCUGGCGCGGGGCUACGCUUCUGCAUCUACAAAUCCUGUUGUGUACAUUUCCAGGACACGGAAUCCCUAUUUUAAUUUGGCUUGGGAGGAUUUCUUGUUCCGCACUCUGCCUGAGAACGAGCCUGCAUGUUUCUUGUAUGUGAACGACCCUUGCGUCGUGGUUGGCCGCAAUCAGAAUCUAUGGAGCGAAGUGGACCCGCAGGCUAUGCGAGAGGAAAACGUUUCUGUGAUUCGCAGGCAGAGUGGCGGUGGCACAGUGUACCAUGAUCCAGGCAACCUUAACUUUUCGUUUCAUACAUCCAAAGCGUCGUUCGCGCGGCGCAUUCAUACAGAACUCAUUGCAGAAGCCUUCAAAAGUAAGCCAGUUUCUUUACCAUCAAAGCAUGGAAUUGAUCCAGUCUUCCUGACAGAUCGCAAUGAUUUGGCCGUCCUGGAUGUCCAAGCCACGGAGGCCGAAGAAAAGUGGUUCCGUAAAGUAUCCGGCAGUGCCUAUAAAUUAGCAAAUCACCGUGCGUAUCACCAUGGCACAUUGUUGCUGGAUGCAAAUCUGCGGCGCAUGUCGAUGCUUAAGCAGCGCCGAUCUCAUAUGACGACGAAUGCUGUGUCAUCGGUACCUUCCCCUGUAACCAACCUGACCAUGGCGUUUCCUGACCAAGCCGCUCGUUUGGCGUGUGAGUGUGUCAUGGAAGCCAUUUACGCGGCUUUCUGCCGAAAGUAUGGGCCCAGCAACAAGGUGUGGGUCGAUGAGCGCAUGCUCGAUCACACAGCCCAAAUCAAGUCUCGUACAUAUCAUGUUCGUGAAAACUACGAAUCAUUACAAAGUUGGGAUUGGCUUUAUGGCUCCAACCCUGCCUUUUCUGUCACAGCAUCGACCGAGCAUGUGCCGUUCGAUCAAGCGUCACUUACCGUGACACUGCAUUGUACACACGGUCGAGUUGAUCGCGUGGAUGUGGAGACGCCGUCGCCCACGUUGGCGCAGGCAGUACAACAAUUGAAAGGCGCACCGUACGACGCCUUGGCGUGGGCACCGCCAUCGAGCGUACCGCCUAGCACAGCACCAGCGGUCGAGGCACGCCUAGCCGCGUGGCUGAAGAAGGCAUUGUAG
Malassezia pachydermatis is the source of this 1149-nucleotide messenger RNA. Its product is annotated as lipoate-protein ligase a. Gene Ontology annotation, cellular component: mitochondrion; cytoplasm. Gene Ontology annotation, biological process: protein lipoylation. The record is from RefSeq and is a predicted model, not a curated record. The coding region runs from base 1 to 1149 and encodes 382 amino acids. NCBI's taxonomy places the organism in Eukaryota, Fungi, Basidiomycota, Malasseziomycetes, Malasseziales, Malasseziaceae. Gene Ontology annotation, molecular function: lipoyltransferase activity. The transcript has a single exon.